This is a messenger RNA of Phoenix dactylifera (date palm), 1476 nucleotides long. RefSeq names its product GATA transcription factor 18-like. Lineage: Eukaryota; Viridiplantae; Streptophyta; Magnoliopsida; Arecales; Arecaceae. The record is from RefSeq and is a predicted model, not a curated record. Gene Ontology annotation, molecular function: protein binding; zinc ion binding; sequence-specific DNA binding. Gene Ontology annotation, biological process: regulation of DNA-templated transcription.
CAACAUCAAACCGCAAUCCAGCGGCUGUGAUUCCCACAUCACGCCAUCCUCCCCCACCCGCUCCCGGACUGCCGCCUCGGGUUAGGUUUAGGGCUUCGUCGCCGUCAGCCGCCGUGCCGCCGGCAGCCCUGCCCGCCCCCCUCCCCAACUGAACGAGAGGAUGUCGGAUGCGAACCCGCCGGAUAGCCAUAUGUACGGCCACGACGGCGCAGCCGGCGAGGGGGCCGGCGGCGGCGGCGGCGGCUUGGAGGGCGGGUCCGGGGUCGAGAAGAUGGAUGCCGCCGCCGCCUCCACCUCCACCGCCCCGCAGGCGUCGGAUCAGGACCACCUCGCCGACGCCGUCGACGCGGCCAUGCCGCUCAUCAACGCCACCUCGAACCAGCUCACGCUCUUGUUCCAGGGCGAGGUGUAUGUCUUCGACUCGGUCACGCCCGAAAAGGUGCAAGCUGUGCUGUUACUGUUAGGAGGGUGCGAAGUACCAACUGGUAUAGCUGGCAUGACAUUACCCUGUCACCAGGAUGACAGGGGUUAUGAUGAUAUACUACGACGGACAAAUAUUCCUGCAAAAAGGAUUGCUUCACUGAUUAGGUUCCGUGAAAAGCGCAAGGAAAGAAAUUUUGAUAAGAAAAUCCGUUAUAAUGUCCGCAAGGAGGUCGCUCUCAGAAUGCAGCGUCGGAAAGGGCAAUUUGCUGGGAAGGCAAAUCCCCAGGAAGGGGCGUCUGCCUCGUCAAGUGUUCAUCUUGCUCAGAGCUCAACCCAAGACGAGCCUCCUCGACAAUCGAAAUGUCAGAAUUGUGGCAUUAGUGAAAAGAUGACGCCGGCAAUGCGUCGUGGGCCAGCUGGUCCAAGGUCUCUUUGCAAUGCUUGUGGACUAAUGUGGGCAAACAAGGGUACAUUGAGGAGCCCUUCUAAGGUGAAAAUGAGUAGUCAGAGCCCUGCCAAUCCGAUCGAACAUGGUGAAGCCAUUGAUGCAGAAUUGGGGAGUGACAACAAAGCCCUUGUUCAUACAUCAAACAAUCAUGACUCUGUUGUUGUAACCACUGCUGAGAUAGUGGCGGAGGGUAUACCAGCAGGUGGGAGCCAAGAGAUGGAGGAAGACUUUAAGACCGAACUGUAAGAAGUAUAAAAUUGUAUUUUUCAUUAAUAGAAGCUUUGGGAUCUUCUGGGUUUAAUUUAUAUGGACUGCUUGAUCGAACGAGGGAUGAGAUAGGAGAGUGCAGCACUUCAUGCGAGAGCAUGCUGAUAUCGCUGUGCAUGUGAGAUGUACAUCGUGUCGUCACUAUUUUCUGUACAGGAACCUUCAUGAUCUGACAGAAAAUGACCUGCAUUAUCUGCAACCUUUGUUUCCUCCCCAUUCUUUUGAAACUUGAAGAAUGUCAAUGGCGCUAAGCCAUAAAUGGCGUUGUAGCUCAGAAUUUCGGUGGAUGUCAAAGAUGUUAGAUUGAUGAAAGAGUUCGGUAUGUUGCUUUUUUUUUU